CUGACGCUCUGUCAGAUGCUUUGAACGAAUGGUUCCGGGGAAGUGAGGCGUGUGGUCUUUCUUCAAAGAUGGAGUCUCAGAAUUCAAACCUCACAUGUGUCAUUUGUCUGGACCGCUUCAAAAUCCCUGUGACCAUCCCCUGUGGCCACACUUUCUGCAAAAACUGCAUCACCAUUCACUGGGAUGUCAAGAGCAAGUCUGAUAUUGGCGCCCAGUGCCCCAUCUGCAGUGAGAAGUUUCCCACUAGGCCCAUUUUAAAGCGAAAUGUGUCCCUGUCGGUCCUGACUGAGGCUGCCAACACCACCGGCCCCUCCUGCAGAGAGCUGCCGGUGAGGGGAGGCGAUGGGGCGAGAGCUAUGCUGCUUUGUGAUCUACAUAAGAAACCCUUGGUUUACUACUGCCAGCAGGACAAGAUGCCUGUAUGUCACGAAUGUGGGAUCUCACAAUGCAUGAAGCAUGACAAAGUCUUGUUGGAAACAGAGAGGGAAAAUCAAGAGCUGCUAUUGGAAAUAAAGAGCAAAGAGGUGGAAAAACUCCUGGAAGAAACUCAGAAAAGUAUAAAUCACAUGGCAGAGAAUAUCAAUCAAGCUAAGGUGACUCUUCAGCAGACUUCUGCCUGGGUGAACGUCAAGUUUUCCACUCUGAUAAAAGUCCUGGGUGAGAAGCAGGAGGCCACAGAGCUUGUCAUUGAGGAGCAGAAGGACACGGUCAUUGCAGAGGCGGAAGCCCGGCUCGCCCAGCUCAGCGAGCACUCGCAGAUCCUCAGAGAGAGCCAGGGCCAAAUCGCAGCCCUGCAUAACCUCUCUGACACGGACCUCAUCAGGGAAUCGACGCUUAUAAAAGUUCCACGUUUUCAAGAAAUUCCCACAGAGAUUUCGCCAAACCUUCAGGAUCGAUUAAAUGGCAUCACAGAUGUCUUGUCCCGAGUCUCCAAGCUGGUUUCUGAGGACCUGGAGAAAGCUGUGAGCAGCGCCGUGGGACAGGACAAAGAUGGCUCCCCUCAGGACAAGAGGCCAGUACUCGCCGUGGUUCCCAGUCCUGCUGCUCCAUGCCACCCUGGUGGGAAGGAAGGCCUCAAUGCCUAUCGAUGCUCUCUGACCUUCGACCCUCGCACGGCCAACGGACACCUGUUUCUUUCCCAGGAAAAUCGAAGGGCAGAGCACCUGACCUCGGGGCCACGCCAUGUCCUCGCCCACGAAGCUCGGUUCGAUCACACCUGGCAGGUGCUCUGCUUCCAGGGCUUCACCCACGGACAGCACUACUGGGAGCUGGAGGUGUCCAAACCCUGGGCCUACCUUGGGGUGACCUAUGAGACCAUCCCCAGGAAGGAGAAGGGCAAGAAAUGCAUGGUGGGUAUGAACGAACUGUCCUGGAGCCUGCAGCUGGACGAGCACCAGCUCUGUGCCUGGCACAACGGGCGCCGCGAGACGCUGGCCGGCCCGUCCCACCACAGCCGCAUCGGCAUGCUGCUGGACUACGAGGCGGGGACGCUCACCUACUACGGAGACGGCCAGACCAGGCUCCACGCCUUCCACUGUGCCUUCACUCAGGAGCUGUUCCCCGCCUGCUGGAUCGGAGAAGGAGUCUGCAUCACUCUCUGCUCCACAUGAGGAGGUGCGGAGAAGCCGCGAAGAGCUCAGUUACUGGAGGCAUCAGAACUAUAAUGCUUCAGUGUGUGAGUAACACAGCAAACACGAGGAAAUGGAGCGCUCUGAAGAGCUCUGCGAUGCCGACUCUCCCUGAAACACACAGAUCAACUACUCUCUUAUUUUUCUCUCCUACUACCCCCCGAGGCUGAACAGAGGCACAACAAAAACAUCAUGUUCCUCCUCAGAGCCCCUUUUACACGGCACUUUUUAAAAAGAUGAUAUAUUCUUUCCCUUUUCUUUCUCUGCCUUCCUGAAUCAUUUCGAGCAGGUGAUCCGACUGUGCUUGACUUUAUUUUCACUUGGUGGAAACGAACUCUCCUUACAUUUUAGUGCCAUUUGGCUUUUUUUCUUCCAAGCAUUUGUGAAUUCCUCUUGUGUGUAGUUUCAGGUAGAAAAAUGCACAUCUCAACUCAGAUUAUUCCAUUAUCACAACAGUCUUUUACUAGUCAUAGUGUGGCGAUGUUGCACUGCUCUCCUUUGAAACUGUUCAUCACCUCAGUAUGUCUCUGGUCUCAGAUUCACUUCAGCUCUCAGCUUCUGCUCUCCGAGUUCUGAGGAAACCACUAAGAAUCAGAAGUCGAUGUCUGCUGUCACCAUCUUCAAAGAUUCAGUUUAGUUAUUUUGUUUCAUGACUUGGUUAUGCCAGAAUGGCACGGCUGUGUCGUGCGGUUCAUUGUUAUUGAUCAAAACGCCGCUGCUCGUUGGUUUUCAAUUCAAUUCAAUGUUAUUUAUAUAGCGUCUAUUAAAACAGAAGUUGUCUCUAGGCGCUUUCCAGAGACCCAGAACAUGAACCCCUGAGCAAUUAUUACAUAAACACUGGCAGGUAAAAACUCCCCUAGUGGGAGAAAAACCUUAAGCCAAACAGUGGCAAGGAACAACUCCCCUUAAGGAGGGAAGAAACCUUGAGCAGGACCAGGAUCAUAAGGGGGGACCCUCCUGCCGGUAUAUAGCUUCUUCUGGUAGAGCCCCUUUCCUUUCGUGUUCUCCUUCUACACUUCUUCCCAAAAAAACUUCAACGCACCUCAGAAAUCAAACAUAGAACAAGCUGCUCUCUUUGCUGCUGUUGAUGUAACCAUGGUGAGUGAUAGAUAGAUAGAUAGAUAGAUAGAUAGAUAGAUAGAUAGAUAGAUAGAUAGAUAGAUAUUGUCAUUGUUUUUAGGAAACGCAAGGGAGGGUGAAAACAUGACAUAACUCCCUGUUCUCCAUAGAAAUCGUUAAUGAUGGUGGCGUGAUGCCUCUUUCUGGACUUCAUUUAAAGAUGAAUUAAGUAAUGAAGUGAAAAAUUUGCUAAACCAAGAUGCGUUUGUAAAAUAUAAAACCAAAAUGCUCAGGCUCUUCCUUCUAACCAUCAAAAAACCCCACCACCAGAGCAUGUGUCAGACACAUCAUUGCGAGGGUGGCGAUGUUGAACACCGAGAAGCGACAAAAAAACAGAACUAGUCAGCGGUUGAACAUGUCGAGAUUGCAACAUUUAAAGGAUGACCACUCUGCCGGAAAAUCUCAGAACCAGCAGUUUACAGCCCUAUUCUGAAUCUUGUAAUUCAUCCUUAGUUGAGCCCACCUUUCUCAAAAUCACUGAGCUGGUUCCACGCACGGUGACAGCUACACCUUUACCUGGUCCGGAUGAGUGCAUGUCAUUGGCCCUGAACAAGGAAGUCCGCUUGAGUGGCAGAACGGGUGAUAAAUCACUUCAGUGACAGCUGCUCAUGUGUUCACUCCGUUGGGAUUUUUUUUAUAGGCUUGUUUCUUAGACAAUAAAUAGCAAUAAAUAGCAAAAAUCCCAAGAUCCUAAAUGUUCACGUGCGUUCACAAGAACCCUGGAGAGCAAGGAGAGCAAAAAACUGAAAGGCAGAAUGCACAUGAGACGUUCGUACUUGCAUCAGUGAAUCUGAGUUCAGAAACUCUGUUUUUGGAUAGUGGUGGAUAUUUCCACCCAGGCAGGUGAUUUGAAGGAGCUCAGUUCAACAUCUGAGGAUAUAAAAACAAGAAAUAAAUCCUGCUCUUAUUUGGAAAAGCACGUUCUAUACCAAGAUAGCAAUAUGCAACACCUUUAACUGUUAAUUUUUACAAUUAACAAGCAAAUCAUUUAAAUCUCCACACCUGCUGGAUUAAGUGUUGUAAAGACUAAAUUCCAUUGUUAUUAUUUUUCCAUUUUUGUUGCUGUACGAUGAGAAAUGAGACACUGAGCAGCAGGUGGGUGCAUCUGAUCUAAGUAUCUAUUAGAAGUUUUUCUACAUUACUGAAGUAUUUAUAGACAGUUUGGAGUUUGCCACGAGUACAAAAGUAGAUGGUUUAACAAGAAUAACACCGUAGACGGUUGAUGUUUGCUGCCAUCUCAUGUCACACGAGUCAGACUUGACACCUGAGGUGUUGGUGGUAAACGGGACGCCACAGCGCAUUUCUUUUGAAAUCAAAACCUGACUAACCGAACACAUGCAGACUGUUUAAGAUGUUACUGUAUUCCUUUAGAUUUAAAAAAAAAAAAAAAAGAGUAACUUACCCUGUAAUUCUACAGCCCUUUUAUUUACUUUGUGUUUGAGAAAUAAGUACAUUGAAAUGUUUUGUUACAUUCUUGUGUUUCUACUGCACAGAGAAGUCAGUCCACUCAAAGAUGUGCACUGGUGCUUGACGCAGUGUUUACAGGACCUGCUGGAGGACAGUCCUCCCAGCUUCAGGUCCAACUGCGGCCAUGCGGGCUGGUCGUUACUACUGAGGCUGCACCGCUAAAAACAUCUCUGGGUUUCAGCCCAAAUGCACAACUGAAUCGCUCUGAAAGCAGUCUCAAACCUGACAGCGUCACGGAUUCUGCUGCACUUUUUUUGGGAU
This is a messenger RNA of Cololabis saira (Pacific saury), 4475 nucleotides long. RefSeq names its product tripartite motif containing 65 (gene trim65). Gene Ontology annotation, molecular function: zinc ion binding; protein binding. NCBI's taxonomy places the organism in Eukaryota, Metazoa, Chordata, Actinopteri, Beloniformes, Belonidae. Bases 69 to 1610 code for a protein of 513 amino acids. The transcript has 8 exons. The record is from RefSeq and is a predicted model, not a curated record.